Molecule: messenger RNA, 4926 nt
Organism: Mytilus californianus (California mussel)
Lineage: Eukaryota; Metazoa; Mollusca; Bivalvia; Mytilida; Mytilidae
Exons: 8
Coding region: 219-3500 (1093 amino acids)
Source: RefSeq, a predicted model, not a curated record
UAAACAGCAGAUGCUUAGCACACAUAUUUUUUUAUAUUUGAAAUCAUUUGAUACAUAUCUUCUCUUUUAAUGAAUAAAAAGUUUGGAAAUUUUUAUUUGAAAAAUGUUAUUCACUAAAGUAAAAUAAUUGAAACGCGUCAUUCACCGUGUUGUUUAUCUCCCUUGCUUGGUUACCUCUUUUCAAAAAAGGCGCGUAGUCUGCACAACAACAAUAACAAAUGGCAGACGAGUCGGUCCCGCCCGACAUGAAGUGCAGCCUUAGUCUGUUUUCAACCCACACAUGCGGGUAUUAUCCUGUAUAUAAACAGGAUAAAAGUGUAAGAAAGCUGGCGGAAUGUGACAAAGACAUAACGCGGCAUUUGCAAGAUCUUAGACUGUGUGGAGGUCACCAAACUAUACAUGAACCAGCCGUUGGCAGUGAAGGAGAGUUGAUAGCACUGAGAUGUGGUAUUUUCAGGUUCGACCAAGAAAUGACUGUUUGUCCAUACCACAGAUACAGUCUAGGAAUAAAUUGGAAACCAAGUAAAAAGUGUAUCUUCCCGUUGCAUAAAGGAAAUCAGCAGCCACAAAAAGGAGUGACUCCAUUAAUGAGCAAAACUAUCCUUAACAAGUUUGGAUGUCUUCAACCUGUAGGUUCAGGAAUUUGUAAUGGAUGUAAGAUAAAGUGUAAAGACCUAAUUCCUAAUACGCCAGAAUGUUAUAAUGAGUGCUUUGAUCAAGUUGAUACAGAAGAAAGUACAUAUGCAUCUGGAUACAAAUUGAGAGAACGUCCUAUCCAGCAAUUUGAUGAUAACUACUCUGAUGUGACACAGCAGUCCCAGUCUUUAUCGCAGCCUUUGUCCCAAAUAUCUAAUUGGAGUGAUGAAAUGGAAACCACUUUGGACCAAGCAAAUGCAACAUUGAAAAUACUAAAUUGUAAAUCAAGUCCGUUAAGAGGACAGUUACUUUCUGAUAUAUCUUCCCUGAAGGACAGUACCAUUCGCUAUUAUAAGCGUAAAGCAGAUGAAUCUGUAGAUUCUGUACUUAACAUUAUUGCUCCAGGGCAAUCAAAGGAGUUAAAAAAACUUAUAAUGUCAGAACCAACAAAGCCUCCAACAGAUGAUGAGCUCACUGAUACCAUUUUUAAACUGUAUGAAGAAACAGCAGACAACAAACUUCAAACACAAAUUCUAUCAAUUGUUUCCCAAAAAAUGACAAAAGGUGAAAUUAUGCAGCGUCUGCCUGACAUAACAAAAUAUAAAAUAGACCAAGCAAGACUGCUAUCAAAAUCUGGGUCUGGUUUGGUUAUUGAAGAAAAAGUAAGGAGACCUAGAGAGCGUAUGGAUCAGGAGAAAAUGCAACAUGCUUUAAACUUUUUUUUCGAUCCAUCAUUCGUACAGAUAGUGUCAUAUGGUACCAGAGAAUUGUCAUUUGACACUGGAGAAAAAGUGACAAUUCCAGACGUUGUGAGAACAUCUUGUCAUUCACAAAUUGUGCAAAUGUAUUUUUCUUACUGUAAAGAUCUCAACUUUGAACCCCUUGGAAAGAGCUCACUUUUCAAAAUUCUCACAGCUUGUGCAGCCUCACAAAGAACCAAUCUUCAUGGCCUUGAUAAUAUAGCAGCUGAAGGUGUUGAAGCUUUUCAAUCACUUCAUGAAUUUGUCAACAAUUUGAAAAAAAAAUCUUUUAUUUCUUCCGAUAUUCACACUGAAUUGACCACAACUUUAACCGCAUCCCGUAUUUAUCUUAAGACCGACUUUAAACUUCAUAUCAACCAAUCAAAUAUGUGUGCAGAUCACUGUAUAAACUGGAGUUUAAGUGAUCCAAAGGAUGUACAUUUUCAAAACACUUGUGAUCACAUUCAUUGCUUGCAAUGUGAUAGAUGUCAACUAUUGAAAGAUGUUCAUCUUAAAUUGUGCAACAUUGUUGAUACCAUGAAUGAUGGAGAUGACAAAGAAGAAUUUUCAAAAGUGAUCGAAGAUGCAAUGAUGGUGAUAUUUGAUUGGAAAUCACACAUUGUAAGAACUGUCAACCAAGACCAAUUUAGAUUGGAUACCAUAGAACAUCUUGAAACAGAUAAAGCUUUACUGGUUAUGGAUUGGGCCAUGAAAUUUUUACCCUUGAAAUAUCGUGAGAAACAAACUGACUGGUUUGGUCAAAGAGGGAAGAACUGGCAUGUGAUUGUUUGUAUAUACAGAGAAAAAGAUGGAUCAAUUAAUCAUAGAACUUUCACCCAUGUUUUAGAAUCUGUGAAACAGGAUUGGUUUUGUGUGGCUUCACUUCUUGAAAAUGUUAUAAUGACCAUCAAAGAUCAACUCCCUCAAACUAAGAAGUUAGUUCUGCGAUCAGAUAAUGCAGCAUGCUACCACUGUGGACAUAUCUGGUUAUGCUUACAAGAAAUAAGUAAAAGAACAGGGAUCAAUAUUCAGGGAUAUUGCUAUUCUGAGGCCCAAGCAGGAAAGUCAUAUUGUGAUUCAAAGAUAGCACAUAUGCGCACAAAGAUGAAAAGUUGGGUUGCAAGUGGAAAAAACAUCGUAACAGCAGCUGAUAUGAAAACUGCACUUGACUCUGGAACAGGUGUUGCUGGAUGUCAAGUCUCUGAAUGUGUAAUAGACACCUCAAAACACAAACUGAUAACACACAAGUUGAAAGGAAUAAAUGAUUUUAAUGAGUUGCAAGUUGAAGAAGAUGGUAUACUACUAAGGAAAGCCUACAACAUCGGCAAAGGAAAAUUUAUUCCUAAUGCAUCCUUAGACCAAAUGGGUUUUGGUAAACAGCAGGAAAAUGAAUCAGGAUGUGUGGUAAUAUCAGGAUUCGAUUUACCUGUUAAUAUAACUGGAAAAAUCAAAACACAUAAAACAGUUCCUACAGUUAAUCUCCUUGAAGGACCAGAAACAGAAAUAGAAAAUGAUGAAGACUCAUCAAGAUUAUCCUCUUGUCAUUCAGAAAGUUCUGAUCAAAUGCUGUUCUAUUGCACAGUAGUUGGCUGUGUCAAAAGAUUUGCUACCUUAAAUGGACUUGAAAACCAUCUACUGAUAGGAAAGCAUUUUUUACAAUUGCAACGGGAAACAACCUAUGAUAAAAUCAGACACCAGUGGGCACAGUUGUGCAAUGAAGUGGUCUUUACAACCAAAAAUAAAUCAACAUUAACAGAUGGGACUGAAAAAGAAUUUUCCACAAGUAAUAUGGGAUGGGCUUUAAAGAAAGGCAGGAGAAUAUCAAGAUUUCCUGAAUCUGUUAAAAACUUUCUAUUGGCCAAAUUUGAAGAAGGAAAUAGAACAGGAAAAAAGUGUAACCCAACCUCUGUUGCAGAAGAAAUGAAAAAGAUGAAAAACUCAAAUGGGGAAAAAAUGUUUCCAAUUAAUCAUUGGCUUAAUGCCAGUCAGAUAACCUCUUACUUUUCAAGGUUAUGUAGUAAAGGAACCCCUAAUCCUUUAGUGAAGACUGAACUUGAUGAUGAAGAUCUUCUUGCAGCUCUAAUUGCCAUUGAUGAGGAAACUGUUAUCGCUAAUAUUCAAUAACUAUUUACUCUUUUAUUAUUCUAUACCUGUUAUUGUUGUUUGGCUACAUGUACAGUGUCAUAUAAUUUUGAAUAAUGGGUAACAUUUAAAUUUUUAGUCUAACUAAUAUACAAUUUUGGCAUAAAUUUUAUAAAUAUUUAAAAAACAUAUCCAUUUGUACCAAGAACUAGGAUUUUUUUGUAUGGUGCAAAAUUUCUUUUAACAGUAAUUAUUACUUAUAAGUGAUAUCUUAAAAAAAAAUAAAAAAAAACAUCUUAAGCUUAUUUUAGCAGAUUAUUUUUUUUUGUGUGCAUGUCUUAUAAGUCAUCAUAUUGUGUAUUGGUUAAGCAAUUUACUUAUUCAUGUUAUUAAAACCGGUUUUGGAUCAAGAAAAUUUGUGGAGAAGCUGAAUGACAUUUAGUGUCUUUUAGGAUGUACUUGAAUAAGGUCUAGGAAUUAGUGUCAGAUGUCAAAUAUUUUGCCCCACAACACCUAUUUUUCUUUUCAAAUAAGAUUUCAAUAGCUCAUUAAAUGUCAGUUACCAAAAUAUGGUGGACUUCGGCUGUUGUGUAUUCUUUGGUCGGAUUGUUGUCUCUUUGACACAUUCCUAAUCCCAGUCCGCCUUUCCAGCAAUUUUUAAAAAUCCAAAUAUUUUGAAAAGGAGCUCCAUAACCCAUUAAUAUUUUUGCUUAUUUUGUUUCUUAACUAAUACUUUCCCGAACGAAUAGUAUCAAUUUUAAAUUCUUGAUUUUUUUUAAUUUCACCAAAGUACAUCCUUAAUGGCUUGAAAAACUUUAAAACAUAUUAAAAAGUUUGGGCUAAAUUACAAUCAAAUUGUCCUUCAAUCUGUCCAUUUUUUAAACAAACAUUUUUUGUUAAAUUUUUCUCUGAACCUGUAGAAUUGAAAUAUUUACCCUAAUAUGAGAUCAACUGCACUGUAACAGUAAUGAAUUGUAAUUUUUGUUAUUUUUUUUUUUAACAUUGUGCAUUGGUUUGUUUGUCCGUUCGUUUUUCUGUCUGUCUGUCCUGCUUCAAGUAAAGUUUUUGGUCAAAGUAGUUUUUGAUGAAUUGUAGGUAGUUUUUGAUGAAUUGUAAGGCCUAAAAAAUUGUAACUUAGUACACAUGUUCCCUAUGGUAUGAUCUUACUAAUGUUAUUGCCAAAUUAAAGUAUUGACCCCAAUUUCGCAGUACACUGAGCAUAGAAAAUGAUAGUGUGAGUGGGGUAUCGGUGUACUAUGGACACAUUCUUGUUCAAAACAGUAUAUUAAACGAACAUAAAAACAUUUGUCACAAAUUAUUAAAGUACUAAGCAAUCACUCUUUUGAAUAGAAGCUUAUGAUACAUAUUUGAACAAUGAAAACUAAGCAUUAUUAAAAUAUGUUAAAAUGAUUUUUCUUAUACCAUAUAAUUAAUUUUUUUUUGGACAAUUAAACAUUUGAACAACUUA